UGAUUGGCAGCACUGAUGGGCACUGAUGAGGUGGCAUGGAUAGGCAGCACUGAUGGGCACUGAUAGGAGGCACUGAUAAGCGGCAUUGAUGAGCUGGCACUGAUGAUGCUGCACUGAUAGCCAGCACUGAUGGGUGGCACUUCUGGGCGGCACUGGUGGGUUGCACUGCUGGGCACAGGUGGGUGGCACUGCUGGUUAGCACUGAUGGACACAGUUGGGCAGCACUGUUGGGCACAGGUGGGUGACACUGCUGGGCACUGAAGUGCCGGUUAUCGGCAGUACUUUCCUGCAGCCGAUAACCGGCAACUG
This is a messenger RNA of Staurois parvus, 309 nucleotides long. The record is from the annotation of a GenBank genome assembly. NCBI's taxonomy places the organism in Eukaryota, Metazoa, Chordata, Amphibia, Anura, Ranidae.